AUGAUUCCUUCUCUAGUGUGUGGAGGAGGAAGAGGAGGUCAGAGUGUGUGGAGGAGGAGGUCAGAGUGUGUGGAGGAGGAGGAGGAGGUCAGAGUGUGUGGAGGAGGAAGAGGAGGUCAGAGUGUGUGGAGGAGGAGGAGGUCAGAGUGUGUGGAGGAGGAGGUCAGAGUGUGUGGAGGAGGAGGUCAGAGUGUGUGGAGGAGGAGGAGGAGGUCAGAGUGUGUGGAGGAGGAAGAGGAGGUCAGAGUGUGUGGAGGAGGAGGUCAGAGUGUGUGGAGGAGGAGGUCAGAGUGUGUGGAGGAGAAAGAGGAGGUCAGAGUGUGUGGAGGAGGAGGUCAGAGUGUGAGGAGGAAGGAGGUCAGAGUGUGUGGAGGAGGAGGUCAGAGUGUGUGGAGGAGGAGGCCAGAGUGUGUGAAGGAGGCGGAGGAGGCCAGAGAGGAGGUCAGAGUGUGUGGAGGAGGAGGUCAGAGUGUGUGGAGGAGGAGGCCAGAGUGUGUGGAGGAGGAGGUCAGAGUGUGUGAAGGAGGAGGCCAGAGUGUGUGGAGGAGGAGGUCAGAGUGUGUGGAGGAGGAGGUCAGAGUGUGUGGAGGAGGAGGUCAGAGUGUGUGGAGGAGGCGGCCAGAGUGUGUGGAGGAGGAGGUCAGAGUGUGUGGAGGAGGCCAGAGUGUGUGGAGGAGGCGGAGGAGGCCAGAGUGUGUGGAGGAGGAGGCCAGAGUGUGUGGAGGAGGUCAGAGUGUGUGGAGGAGGCCAGAGUGUGUGGAGGAGGAGGAGGUCAGAGUGGAGGAGGAGGAGGUCAGAGUGGAGGAGGAGGAGGUCGAGGAGGAGAAGGAGGUCAGAGUGGAGGAGGAGGAGGUCAGAGUGGAGGAGGAGGAGGUCAGAGUGGAGGAGGAGGAGGUCGAGGAGGAGGAGGAGGAGGAGGAGGAGGCGGAGGAGGCGAUGGCAAAAACAAUAUUUGAAAGAAGCACUUCAACAAAUAAAGAUCCUGAUCCUCCACAAUAA
Knipowitschia caucasica is the source of this 999-nucleotide messenger RNA. Lineage: Eukaryota; Metazoa; Chordata; Actinopteri; Gobiiformes; Gobiidae. The record is from the annotation of a GenBank genome assembly.